Molecule: messenger RNA, 1135 nt
Organism: Suncus etruscus (white-toothed pygmy shrew)
Lineage: Eukaryota; Metazoa; Chordata; Mammalia; Eulipotyphla; Soricidae
Gene: NEU2
Product: neuraminidase 2
Exons: 2
Coding region: 1-1128 (375 amino acids)
Biological process (GO): ganglioside catabolic process; oligosaccharide catabolic process
Cellular component (GO): cytoplasm; lysosome; membrane
Molecular function (GO): exo-alpha-sialidase activity
Source: RefSeq, a predicted model, not a curated record
AUGGCAACCUGCCCGGUGCUACAGAAGGACAGUCUGUUCCAUUUGGGAUCUCACGCCUAUAGGAUCCCAGCUCUGCUCUUCCUGCCCAAGUGCAGUACGCUGCUGGCCUUCGCCGAGAAGCGGAAGAGCAAGAGUGAUGAGCAAGCUGAUACCAUCGUGAUGCGCCAGGGACAGCUGGAUGCAUCCGGCCAUGUCCAGUGGCAGGAUCAGGAGAUAGUGUCAGCGGCACAUCUCCAGGACCACCGGUCCAUGAACCCCUGCCCCCUGUAUGAUGAAGACACAGACACACUGCUCCUCUUCUUCAUAGCAAUCCCAGGGCAGGUGUCUGAGCGUCACCAGCUGCAGACCAGAGUGAAUGUGACACGCCUCUGCCUCGUCACCAGCGGGGACCGUGGCAAGACCUGGAGUAAUGCCCGAGACCUCACGAGCUCUGUGCUUGGCCAGGCACACCAGGAAUGGGCCACCUUCGCUGUGGGCCCAGGCCACUGCCUGCAGCUGUCUGAUUCUGCACAUAGCCUGGUGGUGCCCGCCUAUGCCUACCGUAACCUGAAUGCCCAGGAGCAGCCCUCACCCUGGGCCUUCUGUCUCCUCAGCCAUGACCAUGGCCAAACAUGGCAGAUGGGUGAUUUCGUGGCUUCCAAUACACUAGAGUGCCAGGUGGCUGAGGUGGAGCAGAAGGGCAAGAGGCUGCUCUACCUCAAUGCCCGGAGCACUAAGGGUGCCCGAGUGCAGGCCCUGAGCCCCAGUGAUGGGCAGGUCUUCCAGCAGGUCGAGGCUGUGAAGGCACUGGUGGAGCCCCCCUAUGGCUGCCACGGUAGUGUCCUCUCCUUUCACAUAGGGUCCAACACCACUGAUUACUGGCUGCUUUACACGCACCCUACUGACCCCAAGCAGAGGACCAACUUGGGGAUAUAUCUCAACAAGUCGGCCUCCUCACCUGCAGACUGGGUGGGGCCUAGGCUGCUGGCCACUGGUAGCUGUGCCUACUCAGAUCUGCAGCACCUGGGGCUUGCACCUGAUGGCUCUCCUCUGAUAGGCUGCUUAUAUGAGUCAAAUAAUUAUGACGAUAUAGUCUUCAUCCUGUUCAGUCUGAAGCAGGCUUUCCCUGAGGAAUUCCCACUGCCCUGAGCCAGCA